Molecule: messenger RNA, 1296 nt
Organism: Aspergillus melleus
Lineage: Eukaryota; Fungi; Ascomycota; Eurotiomycetes; Eurotiales; Aspergillaceae
Exons: 4
Coding region: 1-1296 (431 amino acids)
Biological process (GO): carbohydrate metabolic process
Molecular function (GO): polygalacturonase activity
Source: RefSeq, a predicted model, not a curated record
AUGUUACUAUCCUUAGCCCUAACCGUUCUUACCCUCCCCCAUAUAUACAAAGCCGACCAAACAGACAACACCUGCACCGUCAUCCCCCUCGGCCAUGGUCGCGACGACGUUCCCAAUAUCCUCGCAGCAGUCCAAGAAUGCGGCCGCAUACCAGGAGGCAGUAUCCUCCUCCCAGAACCCUACACCUACCGAAUCAACCAACGACUAACCACCCACCUCGAGCACUCCACCCUAGCCAUCCACGGCACUCUACUCUUCAGCGACGACCUUACCUACUGGGUCAACAACUCCUACCGCGUCGACUUCCAGAACCAGUCCUCGGCAUGGCGCAUCACCGGCCACGACUACGAAGUCAACGGCGGGCCCUCGAUGGGCGGAAUCGACGGCAACGGCCAGCUCUGGUACACGUGGGCCCAAGGCGGGAGUAACGUCUUCGGCCGUCCGAUUCCAAUGCAUAUCUAUAACUCGACGCGUGCGGUGGUUCGGAAUUUCGCAAUCCGACAGCCGCAGUUCUGGGCGGUUUUGGUGGAUCAGUCGAGUCAUGUCCUGUUGGAGAAUUUUUACGUUAAUGCCACGAAUUCGGAUUCUCAUGCCACCGAGGAUACGGUGUGGAUUCAGAAUACGGAUGGUGUGGAUACUUUCCGGUCGGAUCAUGUUGUAAUCAAGGACUGGGUGUAUGAAGGCGGUGAUGAUGCUGUUGCGUUUAAGGGUAAUUCGAUGAAUGUCGUGGUGCAGAAUAUGACGGUCUAUGGGGGCCCCGGGAUUGCGUUUGGUUCUCUAGGGCAGUAUCCGGACCUGGUCGAUAUUGUGGAAAACAUCACGGUGAAAGAUGUGACAUUCCAACCAUCUUUCCAGCGGGCCAUCAACUCAGGGAUCUAUUUCAAGAGCUGGAUUGGGGUCAACUUUGGCAACCCCCCAAACGGAGGCGGCGGAGGCCAUGGAUAUCUGCGGAAUGUCACGGUAGAGAACAUCCAAUUCAAAGACGUACAAAUGCCGAUAUACUUUGACACCUGCCUGAGUUAUCUCUUCGACGAAGACAUCACUCAAUACUGCGACACAUCGACCUAUCGCUUCGAGGAUAUUCAUUUCAAGAAUAUCAAGGGAAAUGGCCUUGCCACCCCAACAGAUUAUCCAGGAGAGAACAUUACGUUUGCAGUCUCGGUGAUAUGCUCCGAAAAGGCAAGAUGUAGGGAUAUAACAUUCCAAGAUGUCGAUAUCAGCCUACCAGAUCAGUAUGAGGGAAAAUCGGUGCUGUGCCAAAACGCCGAUGUCGAUGGACUGGAGUGUAAUGUUUGA